Musca vetustissima is the source of this 635-nucleotide messenger RNA. RefSeq names its product ubiquitin-conjugating enzyme E2-22 kDa (gene Ubc4). The record is from RefSeq and is a predicted model, not a curated record. The transcript is spliced from 5 exons. Gene Ontology annotation, cellular component: nucleus. Lineage: Eukaryota; Metazoa; Arthropoda; Insecta; Diptera; Muscidae. Gene Ontology annotation, biological process: protein polyubiquitination; proteasome-mediated ubiquitin-dependent protein catabolic process. Gene Ontology annotation, molecular function: protein binding; ubiquitin conjugating enzyme activity. The coding region runs from base 2 to 604 and encodes 200 amino acids.
CAUGGCAGUGAAUAUGGCUGUAUCGCGUAUAAAGCGCGAAUUUAAGGAAGUUAUGCGCAGCGAAGAGAUUGUCCAGUGUUCGAUAAAAAUUGAAUUGAUCAAUGACAGUUGGACUGAAUUGCGUGGAGAAAUAGCUGGUCCACCAGAUACACCCUAUGAAGGUGGCAAAUUUGUUUUGGAAAUUAAAGUUCCCGAAACAUAUCCCUUUAAUCCCCCAAAAGUUCGUUUUAUAACAAAAAUUUGGCAUCCAAAUAUCUCAUCAGUUACCGGAGCCAUUUGUUUGGAUAUUUUAAAAGAUAAUUGGGCUGCUGCUAUGACAUUACGUACCGUACUGCUGUCAUUACAGGCUCUAUUGGCUGCUGCCGAACCAGAUGAUCCACAAGAUGCUGUCGUUGCUUAUCAAUAUAAGGAUAAAUAUCAGCUGUUUGUUAUGACAGCUAGACACUGGACAAAUGUAUAUGCUGGAGGCCCCCACAAAUAUCCCGACUGUGAUGCUAAAAUUCAACGCUUGAAGGAUAUGGGCAUCGAUGAACAUGAUGCACGUGCCGUAUUGUCAAAAGAGAAUUGGGAUUUGGAAAAAGCGACUGAAAGUCUAUUUAGUUAGCUUAAUUUCUAUGAAUUGUGUAAGACAACAA